AUCACUCUUGAUCAUUUAACCAGAGAGGAAGAUGGAUGCCACUCAGCAGAUUGAGGAUCCUUUCUCUGAAGAAGAAGAAGAAGAAGAGGAAGAGGAGAAAGUAGGAAGACCAGAAAGAGAACAGUUAGCUACACUGAAGGUGUUUAAAAAUGACCACAUAUCAGAGACAGAAUUCCCUCUCUACGUCGGAGAGAAUGUCUUGGGCCGUGAUCCUGCUGCCUGUUCUGUUCUUCUUCCGGCCCGAUCUGUGUCCGGUCGGCAUGCUGUCAUCUCCAUCUCGGUUUUCCGCUCUAGCAGCAGCCGCUCCGGUAAUGGUGAUGCUGUGGAAGCACUUUUAUGGGACAUGGGCAGUAUGAAUGGAACCAGAAAAGGCAGAUUCAAGCUGACGCCUCAGGUACGAUAUGCUUUGACCGAGGGAGAGAGUGUGGUGAUCGCUGAUGUGCCAUGUCAGUACAUUGGCCUGAACAUCUCGAAGAGAGAUACACACAAAACCCCAGAGAAAGCACUUUCCAAAAAGGAGGAAAAGGAUAGUUCGCCGCUAUCAAGCAGUGACUCGGAGUCAAAGUUGAGGAAAGGCGUGCAGAAUGGUUUGAAAGAGAAAGAGAGGAGUGCCUUGCCUCCUGUGCCUUUAUGGAGCCCUGAGGAUGAAGAACCCAAAAUGUGUUCACCACAGCCAGCUCACAAAAAUCCUGAGAUCACCCUGGUACCUGAAUCAGACUCCGGUUCAGAAGGAGAGAGUGAUGAGAGGAAAGAUUUUGUUUCAGACUCAGCGUCCUCCUCUUAUCUGUGUAGUUCCACAAAUUCAUCAUUCCUAACCCCUGCAAAAAAAGUCAUUCCAGAGAGUGAGGAUGAGAGCUCCAUCACUCCAUCUUCAGCCUCAAUGGACAGAUUCAGACUGAGGGAAACCUCCGGUAAACCCUGUUCUAACUCAUCUAAGCCUGGCCUGCUAGCUCUCAACUUGGACAGUGACACUGAUUUUGAAGCGGACAUGGAGAAAAGCAAGACUGAACCAGAGGUCCAGCCUGAAUUAGCUACAAACGUGGAACCAGUACCUUCAGCUGAAUUUCAUAUGGACAGUGAUACUGAUGUUGAGGAAGAGGAGCCGGAGGCAAGUAAGGCUGAACCAGAGGCUCAGGAAGCAAUAACUCUAGAGAAAUCUGUAUCUUCAGUUGGACUUCAUAUGGACAGUGAUACUGAUGUUGAAGAAGAAGAGAAAGAGAAAAGCAAAACUGGACCAAAGGCUCAGAUUGAACAAGCUCCAAAGGUGAGACCAGUACCUUCAGCUGAAUUUCAUAUGGACAGUGAUACUGAUGUUGAGGAAGAGGAGCCAGAGGCAAAUAAGGCUAAACCAGAGGCUCAAAAUGAAGUAACUCUUAAUAAAUCCGUAUCCUCAGUUGGACUUCAUAUGGACAGUGAUACAGAGGUUGAAGAAGAGGAAGAGAAAAGCAAGACUGAACAAAAGGCUCUGAUUGAAGAAGCUCCAAAGGUAAAAUCAGUACCUUCAGCAGAUCUUCAUAUGGACAGUGAUACUGAUGUUGAGGAGAAUGAGGCUCCUAUAACUGAAAAUGUCUCCAAAAAGAAAGCAGAAGUUUUAGCCGUUGCAGAAAGUACUUCAUCAGCACCACCACCUACCGAAUUCAACUUGGACAGUGACACUGAUGUUGAAGAUGAAAAUCCCAUGAAGGUUUCCAUGGUGACAGAGGUUUCACAUCCCAUUGGAGAGGGAAGUGAUGUCAGACCUACAUCAACUCCAGGGACAGAGCUCCACAUGGACAGUGACACAGAUGUAGAUGAAGAGAAUGAGGACAAGGAGAAGAUAAAGGCCAGAGAUCUUCUGUCAAACAGUGAAACAGAUGAUGAGGAUCCUUUUAAACCUGUACCAGGCAAAGCUGUGAAGGUUGCAGAGAGUCAUAAGGCUUAUGUGGGUGGCAAAGCAAUGCAGUCAGAAGAGAGCACCCAUAAAAAAACAGACCACCAUUCUCAAGCAAAGACUUGUCUUGAGGAACCAACCCAAGCUUUUGGUCACUUGGAAGACUGGGACCUACCGCCCACACAAGUAUAUGGAGCUGCUAGGGCCAGUGCUGGGUUCAAGCCAAAGCAGCUUGAUCUUGAGGCUACGCAGGCAUAUGGCACAGAGACAGACAGAGAGGAAGAACAGGAGGAGCCACUGAGCCAUACCCAACUCUACUCCAACCUCUCCACUGCUGAAACUCAGUUCAUUCCUGUAGCAAAUGUGGAGGAGGAGGAUGAAGAGACACCUAAUUACUCUCACCUUUCCACAGCAGACACUAUAAUCAUCGCCAGCACCCCAAGACGAGAAGAGCAGACACAGCCCAUUUCUCUCUUCACAGCUCAAACGCAACUCAUCUGGGAGGGAGAAGACAAAGAGUUUUAUCAGAGUGAGCCCACCCAGCUCAUGGAGGCAGAUACCAUCAAUGAAACGCAAGAGGGUGAAGAGGAGGAGAACAUUAAACAAGGCAGGAGAAUCGAUGGUGAAGGAAAAGUACACAAAAGUAAACACUCCAGCUCCUAUCUUAUCAUUGCUGAAACUCAGCCCAUGUGUGAGGAAGAAGAAGCAACAGAUGUUGAUCUGAGUGGGCACAGCUUUCAGAAACCAAGUACAAGACAACCGCCUGAGAAAUGUGAUUCUGCAUAUCUUGAUGAAAACAACUCCUGCUCCCAUGUCACCAUAGCUGAAACACAACCAAUGGGUGAUGAUGAAGAAGCACCAGAUCAGGACAAUGUGAUCAGCAGUACUCAUACAGAAAAACCUACCAGGUCCCAUAUCACCAUCGCUGAAACUCAACCAAUGUUUGAGGAAGACCAAGCACCAGAGGAUGAUCUGAACAAGGUCAGUAGAAGACAAACUGACAAAGGCGAACCCAUACAACAAACUGAAAAAGCCUCUACUUCCAGUCUUGAAAUCCCUGAAACACAACAUGUUGGUGAAGAUGAUGAAGAGCAGGAGAAAGUCCUCAACAGCAAGAUGCCUAGCAGAAGAUCACGCAGGGGUAGACCAAAAAAAGAAAAGGAAGCCUCACAACCUGCUGAGAAUGUUGUCCAUCACACUAUCACAGAAACGCAACUGAUGUGUGAGGAGGAACAAGCAUCGGAUGAAGAUCUGAAGAGUGGGAUCAACAACGCUGUACCAAGUAUAGGACAACAAACAGAUGAAUUCAGAUCUCCAGAGCUUGCUCAAACACGCUUGAAAUCCUGUGUCACUUUCGCUGAAACUCAACCUAUGUGUGAAGAAGAAGCACCAUAUGAAGAUCUGACUAAGGCAGUUAGCACAGGCCAGAUAGAUGAACACAACUCCACAGAACGCCCAAAACCCUCCAGCUCCCAUUUCAUUAUAGCUGAAACACAGCCUAUGCAUGAGGAAGAUGAAGGACAGGAGAAACACCUCAGCAGUAAAACGUCAAGCAGAAGAUCACGCAGAGGAAAACCAAAGAAAGACAAUGAGGUUCCACAAACUUCUGAGGUUGCGGUUCAUCACACUAUCACAGAAACCCAACCAGUUCCUGAGGAAGUGAUUGAAAGAGAUGAAGAUCUGAGCAGUGGAAUCAAAUCCAGGAGAUCCCGCAGGGGAAGACAGAUAAAUGAGGAUAGCGUUCCACAACCUGCUGAAGCUGCCGUCAGUUCCCUUUCCACUAUCACAGAAUCACAGCCUGUUUGUGAGGAUGGAACUGGAAGGGAUGAAAAUCUGAGUAUCAUCAGAUCCAACAGAUCUCGCAGAGGAAAAAAAGAAGAUGAAGGUGAACCAGCUCAGUCUGUUGAACCAAACUCUGAUCUCAUGGUUGUUGAAACACAGCCUAUGUGUGAGGAAAACGCUCAAGAAGAACCUAGUGGCAGAACUAGCAGGAGACAUAGGAAAGACAAGACAGAGGUGGAGAGUGAGACACCUUCAUCUGGCAAAGUCCAAGGUAAAACCAGAAAAGGGAAGGAAGGGAAAAGAAAGAGGGGGAAAGCAUUGUCUGAGGAAGAGGGAGAGAGUGAAGAGGAAAAAACUACGAGGAGAGGAACCAGAAGAACAGGUAUAAAACAUAAGUGCAGUGAAAAGGAAGAAGAGGAAAGAUUGGAUGAGAGGAAUGCACAAGCAGAGAAACAGAGGAUGGAGAAAGAACUCCAAGAACAGGAGGAGCGAGAUAGGGUAGAGAGGGAAGAAAAGGAGAGACUGGAGCGUGAGAGAAAGGAACAAGAAGAGAGGGAGAGGGCUGAAACCGAAAUGAGGCAAAAACUGGAAAGAGAGCAGCAGGAAUUAGAGGAAAAAGAACGACUGAAAAGGGAAGAGGAAAAAAUAAGAAAAGAAAAUGAGAGAAUACAGAGGGAAAAAGAGGAAAAGGAUCGUUUAGAAAGAGAAGAGAAGGAAAAGUUGGAGAGAGAGAGUAGAGAACAAGAAGAACAAAGACAAAAAGAAGAGGAAAGAAUUCAAAUGGAGAAAGAACAAAAAGAGAAGGAAAGAUUAGCGGCAGAGAGAGAACAAUUAGAAAAGGAGAAACAAGAAAAUGAGGAGCUUCAGAUGAGAGCAAGAGAACAAAAAGAAACGGAGGAUGGGAACCAUCAGGAAGCAAAAAAGAAUGAGCAAUUGGAGAAGGACAAAACAGAACUGGAAACUCCUCUUGUUCUUCCUGCCAGACGAUCACGGCGUUGUUCAAGCUCCUCUAUGAACUCGGAACAAUCUGUAUCUUCACAACAGGAGCCAUCCAUCCAGAGAGGCCGAGGGCGGGGCAGGGGACGGGGACGGGGCCGGGGCCGAGGGAGAGAGACAACUAAUGAGCAACCAAUCAGUGCUAGAAAGUCUAGCCAGAGAGGACUAGCUAUUGGAGUCGAAGACAAAGAGCAGGACCCCAAUUCAACAACCCGUUCCCGAUCCCGCUCCAGUUCUAGAAGUUCUGAGAGGUCUGCUAAUAGUGUCAUAACGUCAAACCAAGGGACGAGAGGAAGAGGCAGAGGCAGGAAGAGUGUGAAGCUACAAGAACCGCAGGAAGUUUCCCAAGCUAAAACUUCUGGGAAAGGCAGGGGGAGAGGAGGCAGGCAUUCUGGUGUGGAGAAUGUAAAUGUCGGAAUGAGCAAUGAGCUUGAACAAGAUGCAGAGAUGGUAAAUGACACUUCUGUACCCCAAAGCAACAGCAGAGGUCGCAAGAGAGCAGCCAACACUAGCACAUCCACAGAAGAGGCUCCGUCGCCCACACCCAAGACUCCAAGGCGCUCUGUUUCCAGUCAGGCGUACAAGGUGUUAUUCACUGGGCUGACGGAUGAAGAUGGAGAGAGAGUGGUCUCUCAAUUGGGUGGAAGUCUGGCGAGAGGGGUGAACGAUAUGACUCACCUGGUGACUGAUAAAGCAAGACGCACUGUCAAGUUUUUGUGCGCUGUUGCCAGAGGGGUGCCAAUCGUGAAUCCUGAUUGGCUAAAGAAGUGUGGAAAAGUUGGCCAUUUCCUUUCUACUGAUGAAUACAUAUUGAAAGACGUCGAGCAAGAGAAGAAGUUUAGUUUCAGCCUACAGAAGACACUGCAAACCGCUCAAAGUCAACCUCUUUUAAAGGGUUAUGAGAUUCACGUAACCCCAUCUGUGAUGCCAGAACCAUCUCAAAUGAAAGAAAUCAUCACCUGCUGCGGUGCACGUUUCCUCCCUAAAAUGCCUUCUGCUCAGAAGAAGAACACUGUGGUGGUGUCAUGUGAACAGGACAGGGCGCUUUGUCAGAAGGCAGUGAGUAUGUCAUUGCCCGUGGUCAGCACAGAGUUCCUAUUGACUGGCAUUCUGCAGCAGAGAGUUGACCUGCAGGCCUAUUCUCUCACUUCCUCUCUCAACACAUCCAAUCAGCCUGCAGCCCCCAAAGCUGCUGCCAGGGGCUGUAGGAAGUAGUGACAAUGACAGAAAAGGUCUUUCCUUGUAAUACAUUUGUGCAGAAGACAGAAUCUGAUUUAUGCACGGACGUUUAAGAUCAGAUUGCACAAGAUGAAAAUGUGACAUAACAUCCCAGUUUUAUUAAGACCGAAAUUAAUUAGAUGAGAUGCUGCUAGGCUUGUAACCACACACCCACCGAUUCCUGUGAAUGUGAGAGUGUGAGGUGGCUGUCGAUGAAUGAUGAGUUUGUUAGUGAAGGGAGAAUGAGCUUCUCUAAUUUUUUAAUGUAAUAUUUCAAUAAACACUUUCAAAGCCAAAA
Molecule: messenger RNA, 6164 nt
Organism: Rhinichthys klamathensis goyatoka
Lineage: Eukaryota; Metazoa; Chordata; Actinopteri; Cypriniformes; Leuciscidae
Gene: mdc1
Product: mediator of DNA damage checkpoint 1
Exons: 9
Coding region: 32-5863 (1943 amino acids)
Biological process (GO): positive regulation of transcription initiation by RNA polymerase II
Cellular component (GO): nucleus
Molecular function (GO): protein binding
Source: RefSeq, a predicted model, not a curated record